Messenger RNA from Quercus robur (English oak), 1803 nucleotides. Its product is annotated as 8-amino-7-oxononanoate synthase-like. Gene Ontology annotation, biological process: biosynthetic process. The transcript is spliced from 11 exons. Lineage: Eukaryota; Viridiplantae; Streptophyta; Magnoliopsida; Fagales; Fagaceae. The record is from RefSeq and is a predicted model, not a curated record. Bases 110 to 1582 code for a protein of 490 amino acids. Gene Ontology annotation, molecular function: pyridoxal phosphate binding.
CCUUUUAACUUUUAGUCCUAGUAGCAGCUAACCAAGCCAACUACGCUCGUUCCAGUCCAAAUCUAAUAACUACCUCUCUCUCCCUCUCUCUCUCUGUCUCUCUCUGCUAAUGGAAACAAUGAACUUGUGGGACAACUUGGUCGAAGAGGCACUUGUAAAGCUCGAAAAUCUGAAACUCCUGCGGUCUCUGAGACCCAUUCACCUCCCCAAUGACCAACAAUCAAAACCCAUUGAAAAUGAAGCUCAAAGCUCCUCAAUAUCCGACCAUGAAGAAGCCGGAAAAGAUCUCUUCCAGGUGUACGAUGAAAUGCAACAGUGGGACCGGUCCUCUGUGGAGGUCCAGAUUGCAGAAGAAACGUUUCAGAGAUGGGUCUGUGACAUUCCCAGUACUGGGGAUGAGGCUGUCUGCAGAGAUAAAAUAACUGGUAAUGAAGCAGAGUCCUGCCCUCAGCAGUUCAGAAAGCUACUUUUGUUCUCUGGAAAUGAUUAUUUGGGCUUGAGUUCACAUCCUACAAUUGGAAAGGCUGCUGCAAAGGCUGCCCUAGAACUUGGAAUGGGCCCAAGGGGUUCUGCUCUAAUAUGUGGCUAUACCAAUUACCAUAGGCUAUUGGAGUUGUGCUUGGCAGAUCUAAAGAUGAAAGAGGAUUGCCUUCUUUGUCCUACAGGGUUUUCAGCGAAUAUGGCCGUGAUGGUGGCAUUAGGAAACGUUGGUGCUCUCUUGACUGCACGCAGGACACCUUUGGAGGAAGAAAGGAUUGCCAUAUUUUCUGAUUCACUGAAUCAUGCAUCAAUAAUUGAUGGUAUUCGUCUUGCUGAGCGACAAAAAAGUGUGGAAUUGUUCAUCUAUAGACAUUGUGACAUGUCUCACCUUAAUGCACUGUUAUUGAAUUGCAAAACGAAGAGGAAAGUCGUUGUGACUGAUGGUCUAUUUAGUAUGGAUGGAGACUUUGCACCAAUGAUCGAACUUGUGAAGCUUCGCAGGAAGCACCAGUUUUUGUUAGUCAUUGAUGAUGCCCAUGGAACAUUUGUUUGUGGUAAAAAUGGGGGUGGAGUGGCUGAAGAGUUCAAUUGUGAAGGAGAUGUUGACAUAUGCAUAGGCACUUUAAGUAAGGCUGCAGGUUGCCAUGGUGGAUUCAUAGCAUGCAGCAAAAGGUGGAAGCAACUCAUACAGUCAAGGGGUCGCUCCUUUAUAUUUUCCACUGCCAUGCCAGUCCCCAUUGCUGCAGCUGCCCAUGCUGCUGUUCUUGUGGCAAAAAAGGAGACAUGGCGUAGAAGGGAAAUUUGGAAACGGGUGCAAGACUUUCAUGCUCUUACUGGAAUCCCCAUCACAAGUCCCAUAAUAUCUCUUAUUGUGGGGAGUGAAGAAAAGGCCCUACAGUCCAGCCGGCAUUUGUUGAGAUCUGGUUUCCAUGUAACUGCAAUCAGACCCCCAACAGUGCCUCCCAACUCAUGCAGGCUUAGGGUGACUCUCACUGCAGUGCACACAAUGGAUGAUCUGAAGAAGCUCACCACUGCAUUGUCACAGUGCAUUGAUUUCCAAGAUAUUGGCAUCCAAAACUCAAGUGGAUAUGCAAGGCUUUAGUAUUUCGAUUCCCCCUCCCCCACCCCCCCCCCCCCCCCCCCCCCUUCCUGUGGACUGCAUUGAUUCUUUUUUUUUGCUAGAGCAUUGAUUCAUUUCUAGGAUAAUAAUUUAUAUGUUGUAAAUUUUGCUCAGUUAAUCACUGUUGAAUGAUCUGAAUAAUGGAUUUUCAGCCAUAAGCUUUUAUUGCUAGUGAAUGAUCUGGCUAGGUCAAUUUACUCUCA